Messenger RNA from Diaporthe batatas, 2221 nucleotides. RefSeq lists its product as uncharacterized. The transcript has a single exon. Lineage: Eukaryota; Fungi; Ascomycota; Sordariomycetes; Diaporthales; Diaporthaceae. The coding region runs from base 60 to 2174 and encodes 704 amino acids. The record is from RefSeq and is a predicted model, not a curated record.
AGCUUUCAAGGUUGUCACAGCAGUUUCACUCAUCACAAAUCGCGCGGGAACAACUGACGAUGCGGCUUCUAAAUGCGCACACAUUCGAGUUUGAGGAGUUCCUUGGACAAGUAGGCAAUGGUAUACCGCCUUACACGAUACUCUCCCACACCUGGGGCACGGAUGAGGUGACUUUCAAGGACCACACUGAGAGGGGACGGGACAGCACCCACAAGAAGGGUUACGACAAAAUCCGUGGCUGUUGCCGCCUGGCAGUGGCUGAGGGUUUUCAAUACGUCUGGAUCGACACUUGCUGCAUAGACAAGUCCUCCAGUGCCGAGCUAUCUGAAGCUAUCAACUCUAUGUUCCGGUGGUACCGCGAUGCUGCUAUUUGCUACGCCUAUCUGGGAGAUGUGAGCGGCUCCGAGGACCAGUCUGAAUUCGGUGACGGCGAUAAUCAACCCGAUGUCGGUUCGUCUUUCGCCCGCAGCCGCUGGUUCACGCGCGGCUGGACGCUGCAGGAACUCCUCGCGCCUUCCGAGGUCGUAUUUCUCGCAGCAGACUGGUCAGAGAUUGGUACCAAGAAAUCGUUGCGGGGUGCCGUCUCGCACAUCACUGGUAUCAGUGAGAAAGUACUCCACGAGUGUCUCUGGGACGAAUACAGUGUUGCGCAAAAGAUGUCUUGGGCAGCUUCUCGACAAACCACGCGGUUGGAGGACGAGGCCUACUGCCUCAUGGGCUUGUUCGAUGUCAAUAUGCCUCUGCUGUACGGUGAAGGGCGCAAAGCGUUUUCACGCCUACAACAGGCUAUCAUGCAAAGGACCGAGGACCAUUCCAUAUUUGCAUGGUCGUUCCCCGAUGACGAGCAUUCGCACACCUUGAUGUCCGGCAUGAUGGCUCCUUCACCACAAUAUUUCAAGAAUUCCUCACAGAUCGAGGUCCUGAAUGGAAGCCAAGACUAUCAGGGUCCAUUUGAGGUAGUCAAUCAGCUCCUGAGGCUAAGGCUGCGACCGUUGGAUGAUAUCCAGGGAAUAAUGAUACAGACAUACGACUCGAAUCCGCGCCUGCAUAGCGUGGUUGAAGUUCAACAAGGCAGCAAACGACCGCAGGUGACUCCACAAGAUACAAGGAUGUCUACGCCCCCAGCACGAGAUCAUCCUCCAUUGGUGCAAGGAGCAGACCGAAUCCCGAGCUUCUCUGGGCUAUCCUUCGAGGAUGGCCAAAUCAUUGAGAUCAACGUCGACGGAAUCAGUCCUCAUUGCUCUACGGAUGACGAUCGUGAUGGUGACUCUCAAGCUGGGGAUGAGACCGUGAAUCUGACGCCACUUGGUCAGCCCGCUUGGCGAUGGUACAUCUAUGAGACAGUUGCCAUCUUGCCUCUCAGAUGCCGAGUGGGUCAAAGUGAGCUGGGAAUCUUGCUGUCUAAAGGCCCGGCGCAUAAUAUGGGUACUGUGGUGAAUCUACGGCUUCACAAUCCAUCUAUCGUCGUGAUAGACAAAAUCAGGGGAAAGCUGGAGGCUGCUGCUGUGCAAACGAUGUAUGCUGCCGUCUCAGAGUCCCCAGGGGUUAGAUUGCACGAUGCAUUGAUUGACCUCUCCUGGCCUGAGAUACGUUACCAUUCCUUAAAGAUGGCGGGAUAUCGUGCUGUGACAGAGGCAGGCCCGGCCUGGGUAGUGGAGCCAGAAAAGGACCUGGUCAGGUCUUUACACCCACAAGCUAUCGCGCACGGACAAGCUGAUUACUUAUAUGCGCCUGUCGUUUUAUUCUAUCACCAAUCCGGCAAAGACUCAUCCUAUCCGACAAUAUUCCUGAGGCUUAUGGUUGACAGGGGCAACGACUUGAAUAAACUGCCCAACGCACCAAAAACGGAAUCUCUUAUAAUGUGUGAUUUGGGUAUCUAUAACCCCGCAAGCGCACGAUCGACAGCGUCAAUGGUGGAGGACUUUCGUAUCUAUAGCGCCAAUCUCCUGCAGCAGAGAGCGAUAGAGGUCGCAUCCGGGCAUAAUGGCCACUCAGUUGCUGUUAGACUCAGGCAGGGGCAUGGGAUUUUCUUUGUGAGCGUGUCUUUUCAGAAGGCACAUCACGGGAGAUUUCAAGCACCAGAAGAUAUCUCUGACACCCCUGAGAUCAGGAUUCUUAAGACUCAGCUGUUUUCGAAGCUAAGAUCCGCUCGCGGUUCGUUUAUCGAGCUAUAGAUGCUAUGCUAUACUCAAUUUACGAGUUAUGAUACAUCAUGAAAUAG